Colossoma macropomum (tambaqui) is the source of this 4512-nucleotide messenger RNA. RefSeq names its product myelin regulatory factor (gene myrf). Bases 580 to 3651 code for a protein of 1023 amino acids. Gene Ontology annotation, molecular function: DNA-binding transcription factor activity; sequence-specific DNA binding. Gene Ontology annotation, cellular component: endoplasmic reticulum membrane; nucleus. The transcript is spliced from 26 exons. Gene Ontology annotation, biological process: central nervous system myelin maintenance; positive regulation of DNA-templated transcription; protein autoprocessing. NCBI's taxonomy places the organism in Eukaryota, Metazoa, Chordata, Actinopteri, Characiformes, Serrasalmidae. The record is from RefSeq and is a predicted model, not a curated record.
CUCUCGCGCAUCAUCUCUCCUCUCCUCUCCUCUCAGCUCAGCGCUCACACAUUGAGGGAGGGAGCUGUAGGUAACGAAGCCACUACUCACAGGUUUUCCUUAAAGCGCGGGAAAAACACUGUCCCUAAAACAGUUCUGGGACAAAAUAAACCCGCUCUCCAGUCUAGCGUCCAGUGUUUUUGAGCACCUUUAAACCAGCGAAGUCCUCAGCCUGUUGGAUCAGCCGAAACAUGCUAACACCUGACGGCGCGAGGCUGAAGCUAACCUGCUGAUUUUAACACCACCGCAGAGACGUGGACUAGUUCAGACUGGAAUAAACACAUUUUAUAUGAUAUAUAAGUGAACUAAGUGGUGUGGGGAACUCUUGGUGAGUAGUUCUGUGCCCUGUGCUAGUCUGGAGUCUGGGAGGGGGCGGUGGUGGUGCUGGUUGUGAGGGCUGUGAGUCCCUGAGGAGCGGGCUGGCCGACAGAGGAGUUAAACACGGCACACUGGAUGAAGGUUUGAGAGGCUGUCGACCCCCCGCCACUUCCACCGGCCGGAGGGAACCGUACAUGGAGUUUUUAACCUGGACCCGCUAGGAUGGACGUGGUUGAUGAAACGGAAGCCUUACAGAGAUUUUUUGAAGGUCAUGAUAUCAACAGCUCUUUGGAGGCAGCAAACAUUGACACCAGUAUCCUGGAGGAGUACAUCAGCAAAGAGGACGACAGCACAGAUAUCUGUUUUUCAGAGGUCCACAGCAACCCAGGGCCCAACUACUCCUCCCCCCAGGCCGGAGCAUCCUCAUCUGGGGGGGUAGUGUGUGGUAUUAGCCCCCCCAUUGCCCAGCGCCAAGGCACUGCCCAGUCUCUGCCCCCACCUUGCCAGAACCCCUAUCCCCCUCCACCCCCACUCGGACUCCUCAGACACAACCACCCCUGCCUGGGGCAACAGCAGAGCCAGUCGCAUCAGCACCACCAACAGGUCCCACAGCAACACAUCAAACCAGAACACUGCGUUCAUUACGCACCCGGAACUUUGCCUGAGUCUCCACCAGACUCUAGCUCAGAGCCCUACUCCCCCCAGCAAGUGAAUGACCCACACAUGCUCAGGGCCAUGACGCCUGAGAACAUGUGUCAUAUGACCAGCCCACCACCCCUGCCCCCUCAUGGCCACUAUCCCAGCAUGCACCGGGACAUGUACCUGAAACCAGAGCCCAUGAUUUCACAGUACCCGAUUGGUCCAGCCAGCAGUGGAGGUGGAGACAUGCAACAGAGUCAGAUGCUACAUCAGCUAUUACAGCAUCCACAAGGACAAGAUGGUAUUCCUGUUCACCAAGCAAAGAAGAGGAAGCACUCAGAUUCUCCUAACAGCACUCUCAAUGCUCAGAUACUCAGCGGCAUCAUUAAACAAGAACCAGGUUUGAUGCAGGAUGCUGAAAACUCAUACUUGGACCCAAACUAUCAGUGCAUAAAAUGGCAGCCACACCAACAGAACAAAUGGACUCCACUAUGCGACGCCAGUGGCAAAGAACUUCCAAUGCCUACAUACAGGGUAGAUGCGGACAAGGGUUUUAAUUUCUCUUUGGCUGAUGAUGCAUUCGUGUGUCAGAAGAAGAACCACUUCCAGGUCACUGUAUACAUCGGCAUGCUUGGAGAUCCAAAAUACAUUAAGACCAAUGAAGGACUGCAACCAAUAGAAUGCUUCUACCUGAAACUCAAUGGAGUCAAGUUGGAAGCAAUGAACCAGACCAUUAAUGUGGAGCAGUCACAGUCUGACCGCAGCAAGAGACCAUUUAAACCUGUGCUGGUGACUCUGCCACCAGAACAGGUGACUAAGGUAACAGUGGGUCGACUUCACUUCAGUGAGACCACAGCCAAUAAUAUGAGGAAGAAGGGCAAGCCAAACCCUGACCAGAGGUACUUCAUGCUGGUGGUGGCUCUCCAGGCUCAGUCCCACAGUCAGAGUUACACGGUGGCGGCGCAGGUGUCUGAGAGGAUCAUCGUCAGGGUAACCGCUGCAUCUAACCCAGGUCAGUUUGAGAGCGAUAGCGAGGUGUUGUGGCAGAGGGGUCAGCUUCCGGACUCGGUCUACCACCACGGCCGAGUUGGCAUCAACACUGACCGACCUGAUGAGGCACUGGUGGUCCACGGCAACCUCAAAGUCAUGGGCUCUCUUGUACAUCCUUCGGACAUCCGUGCCAAAGAGAAUGUGAAAGAGGUGGACACCACAGAUAACCUGAAGCGAAUUUCUCAAAUGCGAUUGGUGCAUUACCAGUACAAGCCUGAGUUUGCUGCUACUGUGGGCAUUGAUAACACCGCAGAGACCGGAGUGAUAGCUCAAGAGGUUCAGAAGAUUCUUCCAGAAGCUGUGAAGGAGGGGGGCGACGUAGUGUGUGCCAAUGGAGAGACCAUCCCUAAUUUACUGGUAGUCAACAAGGAGCGUAUCUUUAUGGAAAAUGUGGGAGCCGUGAAAGAACUGUGUAAACUGACUGAUAAUCUGGAGACUCGUAUCGAUGAGCUUGAACGCUGGAGCCGCAAACUUGCUAAACUACGACGCCUUGACAGCAUGAAAAGCACAGUCAGCGGGGGCACAGUCAGCCAGUCAGGAAGUCAGUUUAGCAGAACAGGUAGUGGUCCACUUAAGAAGAAAUCUGUCAAAUCAGGAAGUAAGAGUGUGGUUCCAGAGCAGGGUUGCUUGAGUCACAAGUUCCUGCAGGGCACUAUUCUAGCCCUGGUCAUCAUCAUGGCCUUCAGUGUCAUCUCAAUGUCCAUACUCUAUGUGCUAAACAUGCAUCAGCAUGGAAACAUAGCUGAGGUUGAUGGGUCUCGCUCAGCACUGGGUUCAUCUCGUAAGGCUGUUUAUUCUUCUCCCAGAUAUCCUAUCACUACACUCUCUCCAGACACCACCUCUCCAACUUUGCCUAAUCAUCCAGCUUGCUGCCCUCCAACAACUGCCACAACCAACCAGUCGGCUACUGUCAGCUUGUUGCCAAGCACCAACCAAUCCACAUCAGAAAGUAGUCCCGGUCCCACCAUUACUACUAUAAUCAAGAAGGCAAAGUCUCGGGUUCUGGAUAAAGACAGCAGGAGCAGGAACAGGCUCAGUCACACAUCUGCCCCUCUCUUUCUUAACAAGGCCAAGAAACCCCCUCAGCCCCCUGACAUGGACACCGGAGGUGCCAGCAACCGCCUGCCUGGGGGUCAGCAACCUCUGCCUCGAAGGCAACGCAGCACAAAUACAGAGGGUGGAAAUUUCCAGCCAUCUCUAAAUGAACUUUACAUUCUCGAGACUAAUCAGGAAUUGAAGACAUUAAACUGUGCUUCAUCAGACAGUUGCAGCUACACAAUAUUUUUGCAGAGAAGUGAAAAUUCAUCCAUGUCCCACAUCACUCUGUACAUGAGGUCCUCCGAGGUCGUAUGGGUGUGGCGGUGUAGAGUCACUAGGGGGCGUUCAUGUGUAAACCACACAGAGACUGAAUUCUCUGAGGAGAAGAGUGCCUUAUCAAAGGGGACCACUCACAUGUGGUCAGUUCCAGUGACAUCAUUCCAAGAAGUCACCUACCAUUUCCGGGUGUCACUUUCUGGUGAGGUGGGCUGCUCUGAUGAACAGGAGAAGCAGGACACCAGGCAGUUUUCUGAUUACUUUUUCUUCGUUCAAAGCAGGUGUACUUGAGCAGAAGUGUCUAAAACACCAAAUGAACACAUUCUCAUUCUCCUACACACCUUUUGAACCUUUUUAAUGUUCACCCCUUUACAGCGUGCCUAAGGUUGUUUGCAAUUUUGUCAGACUGGACUUUGUCAGAAUGGUGAAUAACCUUUAUAGCUUAUUGUCUUCAGUGUGUGUGUGAGAGAGAGAUAAUAGGAGAAUGUGAUCAGAUUUUCAGUGACUGAACACAGCUUUUUACCUGUAGGAGGUAUCAGACCCCAUGAAAAAAUUGACUCACCCACCCAGUCCCUCCAAACGCACAUGCACAGUCUUUCCAUAUCCUUUGUUUUUCAUCUGUUCUCUAAAGCCACUAUAGGUACUAUAGGUAGGUGUGUGUGUGUGUGUGUGUGUGUGUGUGUGUGUGUGUGAGAGAGAGAGAGAGUGUAUUAGGCACUUAGGGACUGCAUUUCUCUGCUCUGCUCUUGCAAGUAUCUACUGACUCUACUUUUUUAUUAUUUACUGUAAAUGAGCUAAACUGACUGUGACUAGUGACACUAUUGCCUACACAGACCAUCUGCAGGUUACCCAUGAUAUAUAGUACUUUAAUGGAAAUAAGACAGUUUCACUGAAUAAAAUAAGUAAAAAUAUCAGGUAAUACGGUACUGUGCAAAAGUCAGAGACCACACAUCAUUUUCAGCAUCAGGAGAAAAACAAGAAACAUGUAUUUAUUAGAAAAUUGCACAGAAGCCUCAACAACUAAAUACAGUGUCAAGUAUUUAUGCAUUUAGUGCAUCCACCCUUUACCUUUAUUAUAGCUUGUUUGUUUUUUUUGUUUUUUUUCAGAAGACUUGCAUUGAGUUUUUAAAAGAAAUCUGCAGGGAUAGUUCU